This is a messenger RNA of Scaptodrosophila lebanonensis, 1928 nucleotides long. RefSeq lists its product as uncharacterized. The record is from RefSeq and is a predicted model, not a curated record. Bases 155 to 1732 code for a protein of 525 amino acids. The transcript has 4 exons. Lineage: Eukaryota; Metazoa; Arthropoda; Insecta; Diptera; Drosophilidae.
AAAAGCAUUUUUACAAGACACAGAACUAUGUCGGAAAAGUGUACCCUCAGUAGGCUUAGGCAUCUGAUUCAGAGCCCUAGCCAAGCGUUCAAGUACUUCACGUUCAAACAAAUUAAUCGAAAAAUCAAUAACAAGGGCAUUUUUAAGUUUAUUUAUGCCAAGCCCAAAAAACGACCACGAAAUCCAAAUUUCAGUGCUCAAGAUACUAAACCAACUGUUCACCACUCAGAGGUCCCCAAACAGAAAAAUGGAUCAGCAGCCAGCCGAUAAAGGCGUUGCUGCUGACUCCACUAAGCAAGUGACCAUUGAUGAACACAAGAGCGACAUGAAAUCGCCACAACUGCUCGCUGAUGAAAACAAUAUUUUUGAAUUCAUGGAAGAAAUCAGUACAGCCAAUGUGGACGCCACCAAUCUUGUUCAGACAGCCCUCGUUGGCGAUAAUGCAAGCACAACCACAUUCACCACCACAAAGGAUUCAAAUAAUACAGACAACGAGCCCAAGGAUCACAUGCACAAGGUCAUGCCCAAGGAGGAGGACGCCGCACAACAGUCCACCACAGCCACAAGCGCAGCCAUAAGCCCAAACGCAACAUCGAAUGAGCUUUCCAAUCAAGCCACCACCACCAUUGAUGGCUUAAACAGUGUGGUAGCAAUCAGUCAUCGCAACGAGUUUGCGAAACUCUUGAUGCGGAUGGGCGAGGAGGGCGAUGGGGAUGCCAAUCAGAUAGUAAUGGAGCUGUUGAACACCAAAACGGAGGCCGACAAGACAUCGGUUAUCGAACGCGUCUCGGAGAAUCUCAUGCAUGUACUGCGCGCUCAGACCUUGAUCGAUGCUGGCAUCAUAACUGGCAACGAGCGCUAUCGUUGCUUCAAGUCCGUCAUACAGAACUAUGCGAAGCUCCAUGCGGCCAAAAAGUUCAUUGAGAAGUUGUCGGGUCUGUCACCCGAACCGGAAGUGGGUGGUGAGCAGAAGAUGCUCGCUCGCAUGGUGGCCGACGAAGUUCUACAAAUACCAGAGCUGCUUCGCCAACUCUGGUCCUCCCUCGAGAAGAUGGAGUUCUUCAACGAAGACACAGCCUUCAAGGUCUACUUGGAGGCCCGAACCCAUCCACAAGCCAAGAUAUUGCGCGAACUAAUGCUGACUCGCAUAUCUCGCGUCUUCCUUUGCAUCGUCAGCUCCACUUCCUUUCUCGAGUUCAGCGAGCACGAGCUGGUUCAUGUCCUCAAGAACUGUUAUCUGAGUGUGAACUCUGAAAUUGAGAUCUUUCUCUCGGUCGUGCUGUGGUUGGAACACAACUGGUACGAGCGCAAGUCUCAGGUGGAGCAUGUCCUGAGUGGGGUCCGCUUUAGCCUGAUGCCCACCUGGUACCUCUCGACCCUGGACCGCACCAACAGAUGCAGCCACUUUGCUCGAGUUACCAAUAUGAAAUGCGUUCAAAAUCUACUCGACCAAGGUCUUGCAGAUGCAAUGGCACUGCGUGGGAAUAUGUCGCGAUUCUCGUUUAGCAAGACGGUUGAGAAGCCCAUGCCACGUGAUUGGAUUGCCGACCCCGAAUGUGGCCAUCACCACAAGGUGCAUUGCGAGCGCUUCGUCUACCCUACUUAUGAGGUGUUCAAAGAAUAUUUAGUUAAGAUCAUACGCUGUGCUCCCAACUAUUGGCGUACCCUCCGACCGGCACAGGAAAUCUAUCGCAAGGUGCUCAAGUGCUGUUCUCCGCCAAGCUACUACUGAUACUCAACGUUCCACCUUUGCCGUUUUCUUAAGUUAACAUUUGAGCUGAGGCACACAUUGGUACCAUGAUCAUGCCUUUUUGACAUUGGCAACACAACUGUACUUUUGUUUAUUGUGAAAUUACCUGUGCACCCUACCACCUACCAUCCACCCAGUAUAUACUAAAAUACAUUACUUAAACCCAGGCAAAAUAAUA